This is a messenger RNA of Thlaspi arvense, 903 nucleotides long. NCBI's taxonomy places the organism in Eukaryota, Viridiplantae, Streptophyta, Magnoliopsida, Brassicales, Brassicaceae. The record is from the annotation of a GenBank genome assembly.
AUGAACGGUCAAAUCAAGCCGGAAAUAAUAGUUAUGAUGGUUUUUGUUGUGUUUUUUGCGCUGCUGGGUUGUAUUAUUAAAUGUUGUGAGGGUUUUCACCAUGUUUAUGGAAGGAGCGAUGAUGAACAUGGUGUUAUAAUUAUUACCAUCGAAAAGUUGGUUGGAGUCAAUCCCUCUGUUCUCCGAUCGAUCUCCGUCGUAGAUUUCAACUCUCAGGACUUCAAAGAUGGUGUUGAAUGCGUCGUUUGCCUCUCUGAGCUCGCUGAUGGAGACAGAGCUAGGGUUUUGCCGAGCUGUAACCACUGGUUUCAUGCCGAUUGCAUCGACUCGUGGUUUCAAUCUCACUUCACUUGUCCUAUCUGUAGAAAGAUAGUUGGUUCGGCGCAGCAACUAGUUUUGCCGAAAAUCACGAUCGAACCUUCAGAUUUUCUAACCAAUCCUCCUCCGAAUACGGGCACGGCAAUGGACGACGAUCUAAAAGUUCUCUUCGAAUUGGCGAUUGUGCUUGCGUUAUAUUGCGGAGCGCUGUGGUGUUUAUGUCGUCUGGAGUCUUAUCUGCGCAACUACAACCUUCCGACUCAACCUCCUCGUAGCUUUCAUGAUUUGAUCAAAAACAUCGAACCCUCCGGAAACUACAAGCCUCCCGCUCCCCGACCAAUCCCCGUCGUGACAUUCAACUCUCGCCACUUCAAAGACGGCAUCCAGUGCGUCGUGUGCCUCUCCGAGCUCGCCGAAGGAGACAAAGCCAGGGUUUUGCCGAGCUGUAAUCACUGCUUUCACGCCGAUUGCAUCGACCAAUGGCUUCAAUCGAAUUCCAGUUGUCCUGUCUGCAGAAACAACAACAUCGGUCGUUUGAUCCUAAGUAACGGCGAGGUUGUGAUAGACAUCCUCGGCGGAACCUGA